This is a messenger RNA of Mucor mucedo, 891 nucleotides long. RefSeq names its product Vta1 like-domain-containing protein. The transcript has 5 exons. Bases 1 to 891 code for a protein of 296 amino acids. The record is from RefSeq and is a predicted model, not a curated record. NCBI's taxonomy places the organism in Eukaryota, Fungi, Mucoromycota, Mucoromycetes, Mucorales, Mucoraceae. Gene Ontology annotation, cellular component: multivesicular body. Gene Ontology annotation, biological process: late endosome to vacuole transport via multivesicular body sorting pathway.
AUGGAUAUUCCAGUCGAAUUGAAAUACAUAACUCCUUACGUUCAGCGUGGUCAGGAAUUGGCCACAAGAGAUCCUGUAGUAUCAUAUUAUGCCCAAUAUUAUGCCGCCAAAUUAGCUAUUGCAAGAGGACCUAGAACAAAAGAAACGAACGAAUAUUUGUCCCAUUUACUCGACGCUUUAGAAACUCAAAAAAAAACCAUUGGGGAAAACGAAGCCAUUACAGAUGACUUGGUUGGAUAUGCUCAUGUUGAGAACUUCGCUCUGAAGAUAUUCCUGAAUGCAGAUAAUGAAGACCGCUCUGGAAAGUCAAGCAAAAAAACAGCAAAAACUUUCUUGGCUGCUUCCAUCUUUUUAGAAUUGUUAAAAACCUUUGGCGAUCUUGAUCCCGAGGUUGAGGCCAAGAUCAAAUACUCUAAAUGGAAAGCAGCUGAUAUUAUGAAGGCUUUGCGUGAAGGACGUGUACCUACGCCAGGUUCACCCGGAGAAGAAGAACAAAGCGAAAAUAUACCUUCCAUAUCGGAGUUCCCUAGUCCACCCUCUAACUUUACAGCGCCUUUACCACCCAGUAAUACCUCUGAUGUAACUCAUACACCACCACAAUUACCAAAGCCUGUUACUUCUCAACCGUCUGCUAAUUCUCAACCACAUGUUACUGCUAAACCGCCAGUUAUUUUUCAGCCAACCAUUGUUGCUAAUCCUGCUGUAGCUCCUCAGUUAGCAACUCCUGUCAAUCUUAAUACCGUAGGUGAUGCACAGAUCGCCUCUGCUCAAAAGAAUGCUAAAUGGGCCAUCAGCGCAUUGGAUUAUGAGGAUAUUAAAACUGCACGUUUGCAAUUGCUGUCUGCAUUAAAUGACAUUGGUUUUAAUCAAGAAAAUAAUUUUGGAUUUUAA